Molecule: messenger RNA, 1789 nt
Organism: Triticum dicoccoides
Lineage: Eukaryota; Viridiplantae; Streptophyta; Magnoliopsida; Poales; Poaceae
Product: heat stress transcription factor A-2b-like
Exons: 3
Coding region: 211-1512 (433 amino acids)
Biological process (GO): cellular response to heat; regulation of transcription by RNA polymerase II
Cellular component (GO): nucleus
Molecular function (GO): DNA-binding transcription factor activity; RNA polymerase II cis-regulatory region sequence-specific DNA binding
Source: RefSeq, a predicted model, not a curated record
CCUUCCAUUCCCCAAAUGGCCGUCUCUCUCCUCCCCGCUCCCCACCGCUCCUCGCUCCCUCGCCGCCGCUCCAGCCGCCGAGAGGAGAGAUCGAUCCCUUCACGGCAGGCGCUCCACCGCAAUCUUCUCCAUUAGGGCCGGCGACGGAGGUACGGGGAGGAGGGUUUUGGUGUGUUCCCUUGGUUGGGAGGGUUCUUGGGGUUUGGGUGUAUGGACCCAAUGCCGACUCUGGUCAAGGAGGAGGAGGAUGGCCAUGGGACAGGCGAAUCGCCGGGGGCCACGGCGGCAUCGAGGCCGGUGAAGGGGCUGCGCGAUGCCAGGCCGUCGCUGUUCCUGACAAAGACGUACGACAUGGUCGAUGACCGGAGCACCGACGACGUCGUGUCGUGGAGCGCUGGCAAUAACAGCCUCGUCGUGUGGGAUCUGCACCACUUCUCCACAGUGCUGCUGCCGAGGCACUUCAAGCACAGCAACUUCUCCAGCUUUGUCAAGCAGCUCAACACCUAUGGUUUCAGAAAGGUGGAUCCUGAUCGAUGGGAGUUUGCCAAUGAGGGUUUUCUACGGGGACAGAGGCACCUUCUGAAGAACAUCAGACGUCGAAGACCUCCCGCUAAUACUGCUUCAAAUCAGCAAUCUCUUGGAUCAUACCUUGAGGUGGGACACUUUGGAAAUCAUACAGAUACCGACCAGCUGAAAAGGGACAAGCAACUAUUGAUGGCAGAAGUGGUGAAGCUAAGGCAGGAACAGCAGAGCAUGAAAACGCACCUGAAAGGCAUGGAGGAGAGGCUACAUGGAACCGAGCGGAAGCAGCAGCAAAUGACAGCAUUCCUGGCACGUGUCUUCCAGAAACCUGAAUUAUUGAAGCAACUGAUUUCCCUGAAUGGGGUGAGGAAGGAGCUCCAUGACGCUAUGUCAAAGAAAAGGAGGCGUAGCAUCGGUCAGGGUCCUGAAGCUGAUGACAUGGGUGCUAGUGGCAGCCUGGAGCAAGAGUCACCUGUUCUGUCUGAUCCCCAUGAGUCAGUGGAACUUCUUGGAGAGGGGUCGGUGGAACUCCUUGCUGACGGCGUCCCAUCUGAGCUGGAAAGUUCGACAGCACUCCUUGCUGAUGGGAUCCCACCUGACCUGGAAGGUGCGGCGGAACUCCUUGUUGAUGUGAUUCCAUCUGAUCUCAACGACUCAGGCGUCGACACUAACGGUGUAAAGCCACAGGAUUUUGGUCUCGGUACCUGUGAAGUGCAGCAGAACAGAGCCCAGGGGGCGUUGCAUGAUGAUUUCUGGGAGGAGCUGAUGAGCAGAGCACUCAGCGGUGAGGAUGACAACCCGGUUAACGUGGACGACAUGGAUGUGCUGUCUGAGAAGACGGAUUUUCUCGUCCCAAACAAUGUGCGGGGAGCAGUGGCCCGUGAACCGGCGGGGCAACGCUACGGGUGGCACAACUUCUGCGUCGACAAUGCCCUCAACGUCGCCUGCCUACUCGCGCGCUCCGGGACCGUCCAGUUGCCACUGCUUUGAUGAUGAUCCAUGCCGGCAUCUCGCGGUGAGGACAGCCCAGUGCUGAACGUCGAGUUGAGCAAGCAAGGCGGCGCCGUUCUUCGGUGAUUGAAUGGUCCGCGCGGACGUGUCCUUUCUUGAGCGUCGGUUUGGAUGUAUAAAUUGGAUCUUGAAAUGCUUUUCAUUAUCUAAUGCUGUAUGUAUAACAUGCAGUCCUCUUGCAUGGUUGGUUUGAACAAAAACUGUUCUAUGGAUGAAAUGCUUUUGUUGUCUAAUCUGCAGAGCUGCUUACCAUCGA